This is a messenger RNA of Aspergillus fijiensis CBS 313.89, 5337 nucleotides long. RefSeq names its product putative polyketide synthase. Gene Ontology annotation, biological process: fatty acid biosynthetic process; secondary metabolite biosynthetic process. The coding region runs from base 1 to 5337 and encodes 1778 amino acids. The record is from RefSeq and is a predicted model, not a curated record. Gene Ontology annotation, molecular function: 3-oxoacyl-[acyl-carrier-protein] synthase activity; fatty acid synthase activity; phosphopantetheine binding. The transcript is spliced from 4 exons. Lineage: Eukaryota; Fungi; Ascomycota; Eurotiomycetes; Eurotiales; Aspergillaceae.
AUGGCAAUUUACACCCCCUCUCGCUCUGAAGACGACGGCAGCAGAGAGCCUGUUCAGUUGCGAGUCCUCCACUUCUCCAAUGAGUUCCCCAAGGAUGGCUUGUGCACGUUAUUCCGUGCCCUGCAUUACCGCAGCAAGGAUCGAAGAUACCCACUCCUUGCGCGCUUCCUCGAGGAAGCCACCCGUGCGCUGCGGGAAGAAAUACGGGGGCUCUCAAGCAGCCUAAAUCAGCUGGUGCCCCCCUUUGAAUCCAUUCUCAACUUGGCCAGCUUCACCGACCUCCGCCACGGACCACUGGGGGGUUCGGUGGAGGGCGUGCUUCUUUGCACCGUCCAGUUAGGAACCAUUAUUGGAUAUUAUGAGCAACAUCCAGAAAUCUUCCCUUCGGACAGCACCAGCACCGUCUUGACGGGGCUUGGAAUGGGCCUUCUCGCGACAGCAGCGCUAUCUCUCGCGGCUACGCUGGCGGAUCUGCCCUCGUCCGCCGCACAAGUGGUCCGGCAAGCCUUCCGACUUGGGAUCGUGGUCGACGAGGUCUCACAGAACUUGCAGCCGCGGGAGACAACAACCCCGAGUGCAACGCCUGAUCCCUGGGCCUACGUGAUACCAGGGGUAAUGGCCGAGGAGGUCCAGCAGGAUCUGGAUGUACUCCAAAAGCAAACUCCGGUGGCUAGUCGAGUCUUCAUCAGCGCGGCCAGCGUAUCCUCGGCGACAGUCAGUGGGCCGCCCGCCCGGUUGAAGGAACUUUUCCGCACAGCCUACGUCUUUAGCAACCGCAAAUUCGUACCGCUCCCGGUUUAUGGAGGCCUCUGCCAUGCAGGUCACAUCUAUAACGACGAGCACGUCCGUCGCGUCGUGCGCACCCCAUCAAUAUCCGGCCAUCACGGAAGGAGUGUGCCGUGUCUCGCUAUCCUCUCCACCUGCGACGGGCGCCCUUUCACGGGUCAAGAUGCGACGGAGUUGUUGGAGCAAAUCGUUCGCGAGAUUCUCACGCAGCGGAUUGAGUGGGCGACAGUCGUUCAAGGGGUCGUGCAGCAGGCCCAGGGCAUAAACGCCGAGCACUGUCAGAUGCUCGUCUUCCGAAACUCUCUUGCUAGCCAUGACCUCGCCGCGGCCCUGCAAAAUAUCAACCCUGCCGUAGAGGUCUCGACUGAUGAGAUUAUCUCUUGGCUGCACGAGGCCCAGACCCCGGCAGACGAUCUCCUCCCUCGAGGACCCCAGCAAUCGAAGAUUGCCAUUGUGGGCAUGGCCUGCCGACUGCCUGGUGGGGCCAUUAAUACCGAGAGGUUCUGGGAGCUGCUGGAGAGCGGCUUGGAUGUUCACCGCAAGAUACCCUCAGAUCGCUUCAACGUCGAGAGCCACUUUGACCUGGACCGAAAGCGGCUCAACUGCAGCUGGACCCCCUAUGGAUGCUUCAUUGACGAACCAGGCUUAUUCGAUGCCCCGUUCUUUAAUAUGUCGCCGCGGGAGGCGGAGCAGACGGACCCUAUGCAGCGGCUAGCCCUUGUUACUGCGUAUGAGGCAUUGGAGCGAGCUGGAUAUGUGGCUAAUCGUACAUUCUCUACUCGAUUAUCUCGGAUCGGGACCUUCUAUGGCCAAGCGAGUGACGACUAUCGUGAAGUAAAUACUGCCCAGGAAAUCAGUACGUACUUCAUCCCAGGUGGAUGUCGAGCAUUCGGCCCAGGGCGAAUCAAUUAUUUCUUCAAGUUUGCGGGACCCAGCUACAGCAUCGAUACUGCCUGCUCCUCAAGCUUGGCAACGAUCCAGGCUGCCUGUACCUCCUUGUGGAGCGGGGAGACCGACAUGAUCGUGGCCGGAGGAAUGAACAUCCUGACAAAUUCAGACGCAUUUGCGGGUCUGAGCAACGGUCAUUUCCUCUCAAAGGGCGCCAAUGCGUGCAAGACGUGGGACAGCGAGGCGGACGGAUAUUGCCGAGCAGAUGCGGUAGCCUCGAUCGUGCUCAAACGCUUGGAGGAUGCUGAGGCCGAUAACGACAAUAUCCUCGGUGUGAUUGCAGCUGCGGGCACAAACCACUCUGCCGACGCGGUCUCCAUUACGCACCCGCAUGCUGGCCACCAGGCCGACCUGAGUCGUUUAGUACUCGACCGGGCCGGUAUAGAUCCUCUCGAUAUCAGUUUUGUGGAGAUGCAUGGCACAGGAACACAGGCCGGUGAUUUGGAAGAGAUCCAGUCAGUGACCAAUGUCUUUGCACCCAUAUCAAGACGCCGCAGUUCAAAGGAUCCACUCCAUAUUGGAGCUGUGAAGGCCAACGUCGGCCACAGUGAGGCCGCAGCCGGAGUGACCGCGCUGCUUAAAGUUCUCCUUAUGAUGCAAAAGAAUUUAAUCCCUCCCCAUAUCGGGAUUAAGAAUGUGCUGAACCCCAAGUUCCCUCUGGAUCUCGAGACACGCAACGUCCAUAUUCCGUAUACGAAGGUCGAAUGGCCGCGUGUGGCAGGAAAGAAGCGCUUAGCAGCUGUCAACAACUUCAGCGCGGCCGGAGGCAAUACAACAGUGGUCAUCGAGGAUGGGCCAAUCCGCACAAGGAUAGGCAGCGAUGAGCGCUCGAUGCAUGCUAUAGCUGUGGGAGCAAAGAGCAAGGGGUCCUUGCGGAGAAAUAUUGAGCAAUUACUUACCUUCCUCGAGCAGAACCCUAACUUGCUUCUGAGCGAUCUCGCCUAUACGACUACCGCUCGUCGCUAUCACCACAACCAUCGCGUGGCUGUGGUGGCAGCGGACGUUGCACAGGCACGGAAGCAACUGAAAUCAGCGCUAGUCAGCCUCGACGAAUAUAAACCAGUCUCUCUAAUGGAGCCACCCUCUAUUGCCUUUGCCUUCACCGGGCAGGGGGCUUCAUUCCGCUCCUAUCACCUUGAGCUAUACCAUCAAGUACCUUACUUUCACACCCAAAUCCGGCAACUCAAUGUUAUUGCUCAGGACCAGGGAUUUCCAUCCUUCCUCUCCGUCCUCGACGGCAGUUAUCCCUCCACUCACCUGCACUCGCCGGUCGCCACGCAUCUUGCGCUGGUCUGCGUGCAGAUUGCGCUCGCCCGCUACUGGGCGACCUUGGGCGUGCGGCCGGAUGUGGUGAUCGGCCACAGUCUAGGUGAGUACGCCGCACUGCAAGUUGCAGGGGUUCUAUCUGCAAACGAUACGAUCUUCCUCGUUGGUCAUCGCGCUCGGUUACUCGAAGAGCGGUGCCAAGUAGGCAGCCAUAAGAUGGUGGCAGUGCGCGCCCCGGUAGAGAAGGUUCAGCAGACCGCUGGUGAUCGUCCGUAUGAGAUUGCGUGCAUCAACGGACCUCAGGAUACUGUGAUUAGUGGCACCGUCACCGAGAUGGAUAGUCUAGUUCCAAUCCUGGAGCAGGCACACUGCAAGUGUGUCAGUCUGGAUGUCGCAUUUGCCUUUCACUCGGCUCAGGUCGAUCCCAUUCUCGAAGACUUCGAGUUCCUCGCUACUCAUGGCGUGCUCUUUCAGCCCCCACAGAUCCCCAUAAUCUCCCCUCUCCUCAAUAAAGUCAUCUUCGAUGACCGGUCCCUUGGUGCCCAGUAUAUGCGGCGCGCGACCCGUGAGACGGUGGAUUUUCGAUCCGCCAUCGAGGCCGCGUACGAGAUGAGCACCAUUGACGACGAGACGAUUUGGAUCGAGAUUGGUCCCCACCCAGUCUGCACAGGCUUUAUCCGAGCAACCCUAGCCUCGUCUUCAACCACCGUAACCGGGGCCCCUAUCACAGCGGCCUCGUUACGACGAGGCGAGAGCAAUUGGACGACCCUCACACGGACUCUGGCUACGCUGCACUGCGCAGGGGUACUCAUUACCUGGAAUGAAUUUCAUCGGCCGUUUGAGCCGGCUCUGCGACUGUUAGACCUGCCCACAUACGCCUGGAACGACAAGACCUACUGGAUCCCGUACAAAGGGAACUGGGCCCUGACCAAAGGCAACACCUUCUACGAGACCAAACAAGGGGCUACUCGAGGACAAAUCUCCUCAAGCCUCCGCACAUCAGUUGUCCAGCAGAUCGUGGAGGAGCACUUCGAUGGCGCUGCGGGCAAAGUGGUAAUGCAGGCCGAUCUGAUGCAGGCCGAUUUUCGCGCGGCUGCUUGGGGGCACAAGAUGAACAAUUGUGGUGUGGUGACUUCGUCCAUCCACGCCGACAUUGCCUACACCCUGGGCGGAUACCUGUACAGGAGGCUACACCCGGACCAGCACCAGCCGGCCAUAAAUAUCGCCAAUCUCGAGGUUCUCAAAGGGCUUGUCGCCAAUAACAACCCCGAAAAACCGCAAAUCAUUCAAGUGGUGGUGUCGACCACCGGCAAUCAGACGGCGCAGCUGCAGUGGCACAAUGUGCAGGCAAAUGGGUCUGUGGAGGAGCCCUUCGCCAUUGCGAACCUCAUCUAUGGCCAAGCGGACGACUGGCGCGCUUCGUGGGCGCCCCUGGCUCAUCUGGUGCAGGGGCGCAUCGGGCAGCUGGAUCAGCUGGCCCGUGAGAGCGUUGCCACACGAUUCAGCCAUAAGAUGGCAUAUCAGCUGUUUGCCAACAACCUCGUCGACUAUGCAUCCAAGUAUCGCGGAAUGCAGGCGGUUGUUUUGCACGAACUAGAAGCGUACGCGGAUGUGACCCUCUCGCGCGAGCAGGGUGGCAGUUGGACAGUGCCUCCACACUUUAUUGACAGUGUUGCUCACCUCGCUGGAUUUGUGAUGAAUACCUCUGAUGCCAUCGAUACCAAGAACCACUUCUGCGUGACGCCUGGCUGGCGGUCAAUGCGGUUCGCACGGCCGCUGGUUGCCGGAAACCAGUAUCGGUCGUACGUGAAGAUGAUCCCUACUGACGACGAUCCCUCCAUCUAUGUGGGUGACGUCUAUGUGUUGCAGGAAGGCAUGAUCAUGGGCAUGGUGGGUGGCAUCCAAUUCCGCCGGUACCCACGGAUUCUGCUAGGCCGCUUCUUCUCAGCCCCGGACGAUCAUGAAGCAUUGUCGGCGGCCGAGCCUGCCGCACUCAGCACGGCCCAGCCUUCCACUCCCCCGGCCUUUGUCGCUGCUCGCGCUCCGCUGCCCACUCCGCCCCUUGACGACAGCCCCGUCGAAUCCCCGCUGACCGUAGCCACAUAUCCGGACACCAUCGCUGCCCGCGCCUUGGAAAUCAUCGCCGCGGAAGCAGGUCUCGAACGGGCCGAGCUGACUGACGAAUGCGAUUUCGCGGGUCUCGGCAUCGACUCUCUCAUGAGUCUGGUGAUCGCGGAAAAAUUCCGGGAGCAGCUGCGCGUGAUGGUGUCGGGAAGUCUGUUCCUGAACUAUCCUACCAUUGGAGACUUACGGUCCUGGCUGGAGGAAUGCACUUGA